AGAUCAGGUAGUCACAUUUCUGUAUUUUACUCACAGGCUUAUUGGCCUAUUUUAUGAUUUAACAUUUUGUCUUUUGUAUUUAAAAAAAUAUAAGGAAAUAUGAAGUUAUUGCAUCUGUUGCAUCGUAAGAGAGAGGUCUAUGACUGCAGAUCUCUUCUGAAAUUUUGAUUCCAGAGAUUCGGCUUCCGAAUUUUUGCAAUUUCCUUUGGUAUGUGUAGUUCAUAUUAUUGUGAACAAAUCUGUCCGAUCAUUGGAUUCGCCUUCUAAAAGCAGACAAAUAGGUGUGUUUCUGUGUUCAUAAAUUGUAUUACUAGUUCCUUGCUCCAUGCCACGGCGGUUUCCUUCCCUUCCUUGAAGGUCCUCCGUUCAUUCAUUCUCCUGCACGACUCUUUUGUUCAAUGAGGCUAGACUAGAGUCAGCCAAUCACAUUAGGUUUCUCAGACUCAUGGUGAACUGUGUUCGUUUUCCGCCUAUGUCUAAGUUGUUAGCAUCUGGCAGCACUGGCUGCUAAGAUAAGCAACAAAACCUUAGUGCCUAAACUAUUCAGAUACCCAAAAGUAGCCGAAAUAAAUAGGGGAGACACCUACCUCUAACCCGUAAAUUAGUUCAAACUAUUUCGCCUGUAAGUAAAGCCAGAGGGGCUGACGAUGUCCGACAGUGCGGGCUUGCAGUUUGUCAGCCCGUAUGCCUUUGAGGCCAUGCAGAAGGUGGACGUGGCUCGGCUGGCUGCUCUAAGCGACCCAGAGCUGAGGCUGCUUCUCCCCUGCCUGGUGCGAAUGGCCCUCUGCGCCCCUGCAGACCAAAGCAAAGCCUGGGCCCAGGAUAAGAAACUGAUUCUCAGACUGCUUUCUGGUGUGGAGGCAGUGAACUCCAUUGUGGCUCUGCUUUCAGUAGACUUCCAUGCUCUGGAGCAGGACGCCAGGAAGGAACAGCAGCUCAGACACAAAGCUGGUGGCUCUAAUGGGGAGAGUAUGCUGGUGUCUCAGCUGCAGCGCGGCCUAACGCUGGACUUCGAGCACAGCGACCCCCUGCACAGGCUGAGGCUCGCCCUCAGUGAGCUGCUGGCCAUCAUGAACAAGGUUACUGAUUCCAAUGGGGAGUUUUUUCUGAAGUCUUCAGAGCUGUUUGAGAGCUCAGUGUACCUGGAUGAACUCGCAGACGUCCUCUGUAUCCUUCAAGCAGAGCUCCCGUCCUUGUUGCCCAUUGUUGAUGUGGCUGAAGCGCUGCUUCACGUUCGUAAUGGAGACUGGUUUCUAUGCUUGCUUGUUGCCAAUGUCCCUGACAGCUUUAAUGAAGUGUGCAGAGGUCUGAUUAAGAGUGGCGAGCGGCAGGAUGAGGAGAGUGUCGGUGGUCGCCGGCGGACCGAGGCUCUCCGGCAGCUCUGUCAGAUGCACCCCACUCAGGCCCUCAACAUCCGCGCCAUGGUGGUGGAGGAGUGUCAUCUGCCUGGCCUGGGCGUGGCGCUGACGCUGGACUAUAAGCCGGACUCGGGCGACGAGGCGGUCAGUCUUCUGGUGUCGUUCGUCAGCGGACUCCUGCUGGGCACCAACAGCAAAGUGCGCACCUGGUUCAGCAUGUUCAUCCGCAAUGGCCAGCAGAGGAAGCGCGAGAGCAGCUCGGUGCUGUGGCAGAUGCGCAGGCAGCUGCUCCUGGAGCUGGUGGCCAUCCUGCCGCGCUCCCGCAGCACCCACGUGCCCAACGACAGCGAGGGCGACUCCGCCCGGGGCCGGGGUGGGGGCGGCGCCAGGGGGUACUCGGGCCUGAGGGAAGAGCACGUGGUCAAGGCCAGCGCCCUGCUGCGCCUCUACUGCGCCCUCAUGGGCAUCGCUGGGCUCAGGCCUACAGAUGAGGAGGCAGAGCAGCUCCUCCAGCUGAUGACGAGUCGUCCUCCCGCCACCCCCGCUGGCGUGCGCUUCGUCUCUCUGGCCUUCUGCAAGUUACUGGCCUUCCCCACUCUAGUCAGCACCCCGGAGCAGGAACAGCUGAUGGUGAUGUGGCUCAGCUGGAUGAUCAAAGAGGAGGAGUACUUUGAAAGUGCUGCUGGAGUGUCUGCCUCCUUUGGAGAGAUGCUGUUGCUGGUCGCCAUGUAUUUCCACAGCAACCAGUUGAGUGCCAUCAUUGAGCUGGUGUGUUCUACACUGGGAAUGAAGAUUGCCAUUAAGCCAAGCUCUCUGAGCAAGAUGAAGACCAUUUUCACCCAGGAGAUCUUCACUGAACAGGUGGUCACUGCCCAUGCAGUGCGGGUGCCCGUCACCAACAACCUGAGUGCCAACAUCACAGGCUUCCUGCCUGUCCACUGCAUCUACCAGCUGCUGAGGAGCCGGGCCUUCACCAAACACAAGGUCUCCAUCAAGGACUGGAUCUUCAGACAGCUGUGUGAGAGCUCCACCCCUCUGCACACUCAGCUCCUCCCACUCAUUGACGUCUACAUCAACUCCAUUCUCACGCCCGCCUCCAAGGCCAACCCCGAGGCCACCAACCAGCCAAUCACAGAACAGGAGAUCCUCAACGUCUUCCAGGGAGUAACUGGGGGGGAGGGUGGGCGCGGUCGCUCGCGCUUCAGCAUCACGGCUCAGCUCCUCAUCCUCUACUACAUCCUGUCCUACGAAGAGGCUCUGCUGGCCAACACCAAGGCACUGGCCCAGAUGCAGAAGAAGCCCAGGUCCUACUCUGCAGCCUUGAUGGACCAGAUUCCCAUUAAAUACCUCAUUGGCCAGGCACAGGGGCUGCAGAAAGAGCUUGGGGGUUUGCACUCGGCUCUGUUGCGUCUGCUGGCCACUAACUACCCUCACCUGUGUAUGGUGGAGGACUGGCUGCAGGAGGAGGAGGUGACGGGCACACUGCCCUUGCUGCGGAGGAUACUUCUGACCAGCCCCACCUGCCCAUACACACACACACAGCUGCAGGAGGCGUUUCAGAAGCUGCCAUCUAGCCAGACACGACUGAUGGAGAUGCUGGGCCACCUGACUCUGCUAUCGCCUAGCGACCUGAUCCCGUACGCCGAGGCCCUGACUGCCAGCAUGGGGCUGCUGCUGGAAGAGGGGGUCCCCCGAAAAGUGCUGCAGAUGCUCAACAGGCUGUGGCUGGUGCUCAACACAGUCAUGCCUCGCAGGCUGUGGGUGAUAACGGUGAACGCCCUGCAGCCCUGCGUGAAGCUCCUGAGGAAGCCCCGCUACACCCAGAACGACCUGAUGGUGGACCCCAUCAUCGUGCUGCGCUGUGACCCCAGGGUCUUCAGGUGUCCUCCACUCAUGGACAUCACCCUGCACAUGUUGAACGGCUACCUGCUGGCCUCCAAGGCCUACCUGAACGCCCACCUGAAGGAGAUGGCGGACAUGGAGCGGCAGACGCAGACCAUCUCCAACCUGGGCCUGAGCGGCCAACAAGCCGACACGCCCGAGGUCACCCGCGAGGAGCUGAAGAACGCCCUCCUCUCCGCACAGGACAGUGCCGCAGUGCAGAUCCUGCUUGAGGUUUGUCUUCCCACUGCGGGGGAGGAGCAAGGACCGGGGAGCGGGGGUGACAGCCUGCUCCACCGAAUGAGGGGCAACAAAGCCAAGUCCUCCGGCGAUGUGACUGCUGCCAUGGAGGAGGAGGAGGAGGAGGAGGAGGAAGAGGGUGGCUUGCUUAGCAACCUGAGGGAGGUGCAGUGUCUCAUCUGCUGCCUGCUGCAUCAGAUGUUCAUCGCAGACCCCAACAUCGCUAAGCUGGUGCACUUCCAGGGUUACCCCCAGGCGCUUCUGCCACUCACCGUAGCGGGAAUUCCCUCCAUUCACAUCUGUCUGGACUUCAUCCCAGAGCUGCUGGCCCAGCCUCAGCUGGAGAAACAGAUCUUUGCCAUUCAACUGCUGUCUCACCUGUGCACCCAGUACGCCUUGCCCAAGUCCCUGAGCGUGGCACGCCUGGCUGUUAGUGUCAUGGGCACACUCCUCACAGUGCUGACUCGAGAGAGGCGCUACUCGUUCUUCAUGCCCACCCUGCCCUGCCUGGUAUCCUUCUGCCAGGCCUUCCCGCCACUCUACGAGGACGUCUUCGCCCUGCUGGUACAGGUGGGCCAGGUGUGUGCCGCGGACGUCGCCACUGAGGAGAGGGACAUCGAUCCGCUCAUUGCCCGGCUGCAGUAUCUGAAGGAGAAACCCCAGGAUGCUGUGUCCAUACUGGGCCUGUCCAAACACACCUCGCCCAAGAGAGCUUCCUUCGCCCUGUGGGGAACCGACCCCGACGUCCAGCUUUGCUACCAGAUAGAGACGACCUUCAUGGACAUCAUCCAGGCCAGCGUGCAGACAGACCAGUGAUGGUGAUGGUGAGAGCCAGAACCGUGGCCAUGACAACCAGAGCAGUCACCGUGACAACCAGACCUGAGACUGUGAAAACCAGAGGAGUGACCCUGACAAACCAAAGCAGAGACCUUGACAAACCAGAGGAGCAGAGACAAGGAAUGAUCUUUUUGUAAACUGUGUGUUUGUGUGUGUCAUGAAUUCAUCGCCCAGUUCCUCGUGAAUGGUAGCCAGGUAGGGAAUAUGAGUUGUAUGAAGGAUGCCUGUGAAGACGUUGGUUCUUGUUUGACAUGGAAGAGAACAAGCUCAUGCGGUAGUGAGAUAUUAUUGGUCUGUUUUCUUGACCACUGUACAAAUCUUUUCCAACGAAUUGUAAAAAAAUAAAAAAAAUAAUGUGUUUUUAGUUUUGUAAGCACUGACCUUUUUUUUAGACUUUGCAUUAAAAUGUGUGAAAGAUUUUCUGUGAAGAUGUUGUUAUUGUGAUUACUACUUUUAACAUUCUAGAAGGACAGAUGUGAUGUGUUAUGGACAUUUUCAGUGACUGUGAAUCAACAUGAGAUCACAAGAAAGCUCCAGCACUGUGUAAUUAGAGCCAUUUUCACUAUAAGUAAAAAAAAAAACAUGGAUACAGCAGGAAGGAAAACUAACUAUUGUAAGCUUUUUUUCUGUGACACAUUUUGAUUAUUGUGCGUACGCGUGUGUACGAGUGUGUGUUUGAAUAGGCUUGGACAGUCGACCCAACCCAUUUGUGCUGCUGUUCUCAUGGUCAGGGAGAGUUGGUGCUAGUUGAACUGGAAAAUUUACGUUUGCAUUUUAUCGAUUGGUUGAGUUAAUUGAUUGAUAGAUUGCUUGCUUGAUUGGUUGACGGUUCUUCAUCAGGUCAAUGUUUGUUUUCCUUCCCAGAUUUUUUGCCAUACAGCUGUUGUCUCAUCUGUGCACCCAGUAGUCUACGCCCUGCCCAAGUCUUGGGCUGUGGUCGAAUAGUCAAAAUUGCAUCUAAUCUCCUUUCCUAACCACUUUUCCUUGACCUCGAUGGAAAACGUCAUGAGUGAGUAAGUAUGUGAGGAGAAUUCAUAAGGAAUUAGGACAUGACAACUGUGUGCUCAGGAAAUGCCACUGCACUUACACUAGGCUCUGUAAUUAUGUGAUGGUGGAUGUUGAAAUGUUCCUGCCACAAAGCUUUGUGGGACAGCAUUGUCUCCUUUCCUUCUGUAAAGGACUGUCCAGUGUGCCCUAUGCUGAAGGAGAUAAGAAAGGAAGCUUUGGGCAGGAAGAUAAUAUGUAAAAGAGUGUACAUGUAUUCCGGGUUUAUCAAAGAAAGUGUGGCAAAAGACAAAAACUCAUCUGUUAAAAUGAACAAGGAAAAACUUUCGAAAGCUGUAGUAUGUUUGUGAUAACCUAGGGUGCAAUAGAAUAUAAAAUAUUAUUGCCAACUCUAAACAAUCCCUGGAAAUACUCUGAUCUAAACCGUAACUCUGUAAAGCCUUAUCAAGAUCUAUUUGUAUUUCUUGUAUUCAGUAGAAACAGUUUGGUGUAACGAUUAUUUACGAUGGUCCAAGACUAUUAAGAUGGUUUGUCCACGGACUAGAUCUGGAUUUCCAGUAAUAUCGGCGGCUAUGAGGGACAAAGUCAACCAAAGGCUUUCAUUAAAUGAUAUUUGUUCAGUCGGAUGCGAAGGGGGAGAUUUCAGACCGGAGUUGAUAGACCUUGCAGAUCUGCGUGUUUGUCUGCUGAAACAUAAUAUCUUAUUAAAGGAACCAAUCUUGGUAAA
This is a messenger RNA of Clupea harengus (Atlantic herring), 6048 nucleotides long. RefSeq names its product integrator complex subunit 2 (gene ints2). Gene Ontology annotation, biological process: snRNA 3'-end processing. NCBI's taxonomy places the organism in Eukaryota, Metazoa, Chordata, Actinopteri, Clupeiformes, Clupeidae. The transcript has 25 exons. Gene Ontology annotation, cellular component: integrator complex. The record is from RefSeq and is a predicted model, not a curated record. The coding region runs from base 648 to 4295 and encodes 1215 amino acids.